Molecule: messenger RNA, 1797 nt
Organism: Pseudocercospora fijiensis CIRAD86
Lineage: Eukaryota; Fungi; Ascomycota; Dothideomycetes; Mycosphaerellales; Mycosphaerellaceae
Exons: 4
Coding region: 1-1797 (598 amino acids)
Biological process (GO): carotene catabolic process
Molecular function (GO): carotenoid dioxygenase activity
Source: RefSeq, a predicted model, not a curated record
AUGGUUACCGCGAGAAUAUAUGAGCAAAGCGCCGGUGCAAUCGUCGAUCAAGUCCGCAGCAUCAGUGCUAUUACUCGUUCACGUUGGCGAUUCGUGUGGCAAAACCAGAUCUUGGAGAGAAGAGCAAUGCAACACUACAAUGAUUGGCCAAAUGCUGGAGCAUUCAACGCUUUGAAACCGCAAACGCAAAAGACUAAGCUCGAGGUCUCUGGCUACUUCCCGAACUAUGUUGCAGGCACGCUGCACAGGGCAGGUCCUGGCGGCUACAGGAUCCCACGAGCCGAGUGCCUCGAUGGUGACUUUGCAUGUGACCAUUGGUUCGAUGGCUUCUCAUACGUCUAUCGCUUUGAGCUUGUCCCAGGCAAAGAUGUGUGCUCAGAAGUUCACUACUCGUCAAGAUGUCUAGUGGAUGGAGUGGUCGAUACGGCCGCAAGGACCGGGCGUCUCGAAGGCCUCACGUUCGGCCAAAAGCGAGACUUGCACGACACAUUCGACAAAAAGAUGCAGCCACCGCCUGAGAUGACAUCCGCUUCGGACGCGAAGAACGUCAAUCUUGGAGUUACGAUACGAGAGCCAAUGCUCUGCGAGAUGCCUGACAUCAAAGGCCAAAGGAAAGUUCUCGUCUUGACUACAGACGCCCGAAUCAGGAAGGCAAGUACUACUGUAUCCGAUGAGCUCACAUUCGAUGCAGACACACUGGAGCCUCUUGGUGUCACUCGGCAAGUCAAAAUGCAUCCCGACCUCAAAGGUCAGCUGUCAGGCGCACACGCAUGCCACGACCACAAAACUGGUGAGUGGUUCAACUACAAUCUCGAGCUGGGUCCAAAAACAAUCUAUCGCGUCUUUCGCGCGAAUCCGAACACUAGUAAAGUGGACAUCCUGGCCGAAAUCUCUGACCGAGAGCUACGGCCUGCUUACAUCCAUUCAAUGUUGUUGACCGAGAAUUUUGUAAUCUUGUGCGUAUUCUCAUCUAUCCUCAAAAACGGCGGCAUGGACAUGCUCUGGACGCGGAACAUCAUGGACUCUCUGGCCCCAAUCGACUCAAGCAGCAAAGUCACCUGGCUUGUCGUGGAUCGACACGGCGGAGGGCUCGUCAAGAAAUUCACGAGCCCGGCUUUCUUCUCCUUCAACACCACCAACGCGUGGGAAGAGGCUAAUAAAGACGGAACCGUCGACAUCGUGUGCGAGCUCUUCGAGUUCAAAACCCAUGACAUCCUUCAUCGAUUCUACUACAAGAACCUCGUCUCGAAUGAAUCCAACACAGCCGCCUUCAACAAGGCCUUCAACAAGAACUCUCGCAUUAGCAAGACUUCACAAUUGGCUCGGUACAAGCUUCCUGACGUCCACUUGCCGGGUAGCCAGUCCGUUAACAUGUCGUUCCAGGCAGCACCUUCUGGAGAAGCGACGCGAGUACUCUCGAUGCCUGGCAGCGAAACUGGAGACCUUCAAAUGUGCAACCCCAACUUCCUCCUCCGAAAACACCGCUACGUCUGGGCCGCGCAGGACUCCGGAAAGUCUUCGUUCAUGGAUGCCCUCGUCAAAACCGACACCCAAACGCAGGCUUCUGUUACGUGGUCCGUCGACAAACAUACCCCGACCAAACCUUUCUUUGUACCAGCGCCGCAUGCUCAGGCUGAGGAUGAGGGCGCUGUCUUGUCCAUCGUCUACAACGGUGUGACGGAUACGAGCUAUUUGCUUUGUCUUGAUGCUGCUACGAUGCAAGAGCUGGGCCGUGCGGAGGUCGGCGCUCCGGUGGGCAUAGGCUUUGAUGGGAAACAUACGCCUGCUGCACGUUAA